Molecule: messenger RNA, 1533 nt
Organism: Hydractinia symbiolongicarpus
Lineage: Eukaryota; Metazoa; Cnidaria; Hydrozoa; Anthoathecata; Hydractiniidae
Product: ATP-dependent DNA helicase RecQ-like
Exons: 1
Biological process (GO): double-strand break repair via homologous recombination; telomere maintenance
Cellular component (GO): chromosome; nucleoplasm; nucleus
Molecular function (GO): four-way junction helicase activity; ATP binding; 3'-5' DNA helicase activity
Source: RefSeq, a predicted model, not a curated record
ACAAUGACCCUGGAACAGGCUGGUCAUGUGAUACAAAAAUGCCCAGAUAUACUGGGCAUUUUUGAAAUUCCAGAGAUAAUGAGAUGCAAAUUUGACGCUCGUCUCAAGCUUUAACAGAGACGCAUUAAUACAAGCGAGAUAGGAGAUAGCCAAAAGAUGGAUGUGUUGAAACGUUUGGAUUUUGUAUUUAAUUUGCACGAAGGUUUUCCUUCUCACUGCCUUAAGCCUAAACAAGUUCAAUGUUUUGAAGCUCUUUUAAAGGGCAGGGAUGUUGUAGCUGUCCUUCCUACGGGUUAUGGAAAGUCGUUAAUUUUUCAACUUCUUCCUGAAGUUAUACCACAAAAAAGUACAAGGAAUAUCGUUAUUGUGGUGUGUCCUUUAUCUUAAAUUAUAGAAGACCAAGUGCAGUUUUUAAACAGUGUUGGUAUUUCAGCAAUGUCACUUCAUUGCAAUAAUUGUUCCACAAGCUCUUAUGAAAGUUUGUUUGCCGAAAUGAAAACUCAUGAAGAAAUCAAUAUAUCAAAAAAGGUGCAAGAAGGGGAUAUAAAUCUACUCUUCGCUCAUCCAGAGGCAAUACUUUCCGAGCAAGGCAGAAAUUUAUUAAAGUCAACUGUGUAUCAAGAUAAUGUUGUUGGAAUUGUUAUUGACGAGGCCCAUUGUGUAGAAUUUUGGUAAGUAUAGCUAUAUAUACUGUUUUUUUCUUCUCAUAUAUUUAUUUAAGAACAAGUUAGCUACAUCUUAGAAACAUUUUUGACUAAGUUAAAGUAAUUUACAAUGUUAUGACUAGCUAUGUGUACUGUAUUGUGGAAAACCUAAAGUAGAUAAGCUACUUGCAACUCUGCAGUUCGGGUGCAAGUCCUGAUUGGGUUUUUGUACAAUAGCUGGUCAUGUCAUUAAAUUACCUCGAAUAGCUAGCUAUACAUAUGGAGUCAAAAAAAACUAUUCAUUUCAUUUUGAUUUUACGUUUCGAUUAUUUCUUUGUCAGGUUGACAAAGAAAAUAAUUAAUAAAAAAUAUAUAACAAAAUAAAUUAAUAAGAUGCUGCUCUAAAAAGGACUAUGUACUUUUAUAUAAAAAAAAAAAUUAACCAAUAAAAUAUCUAAAUAUACAUUUCAGGGGAGAAGAAUUUAGAAAAGAUUUUAAAGAACUUUCCACAGUGCGCACUUAUUUUCCAAAAGGAUCUAUGUUAGCCCUUACUGCAACUGCCUCACCUCAUCAUAUAACAAGUUUAGUGAAGUCAUUGAAUAUGUCAACAGCAAAAGUUAUCAGAGUAAAUCCCAACCGCAAAAACAUAUUUCUUGACAAAAAGAUCCGCAAAAGUAAUGCUUCUGGAUUCGAAAGCUAUGAGAAUAUAUUGUUACCUAUAGCAAAUUCAUUAAAUUCAGUAAGAGAACAAUUUCCAAUGACAAUCAUUUAUAUGAAAUUAAAAUAUUGUGGUCUUGCCUUUAAUCUAUUUGAAAGAAUUUUAAGCACAUUUCAAUACGUGGGAUUUGAAAAAACACCAUCUAGUCGUUUGUUUUGUCAAUACCAUGCA